AUCAAUUCCAUCCAUCGGGUCUUUACUCUCUUACCCAACCCACACACACUCUUUCUCUCUCUCUCUCUUUCCCUGAUCAUCAAAAUCAGAAAAAAUUGGGGGAAUGGAGACCAACAACCAGCAACAACAACAACAAGGAGCUCAAGCCCAAUCGGGACCCUACCCCGUCGCCGGCGCCGGCGGCAGUGCAGGUGCAGGUGCAGGCGCUCCUCCCCCUUUCCAGCACCUUCUCCAGCAGCAGCAGCAGCAGCUCCAGAUGUUCUGGUCUUACCAGCGUCAAGAAAUCGAGCACGUGAACGACUUUAAGAAUCACCAGCUCCCUCUUGCCCGCAUCAAGAAGAUCAUGAAGGCCGACGAGGAUGUCCGCAUGAUCUCCGCCGAGGCCCCCAUCCUCUUCGCCAAGGCCUGCGAGCUCUUCAUCCUCGAGCUCACCAUCCGCUCCUGGCUCCACGCCGAGGAGAACAAGCGCCGCACCCUCCAGAAGAACGACAUCGCCGCCGCCAUCACCCGCACCGACAUUUUCGACUUCCUCGUUGAUAUUGUCCCCCGCGACGAGAUCAAGGACGACGCUGCUCUUGUGGGGGCCACCGCCAGUGGGGUGCCUUACUACUACCCGCCCAUUGGACAGCCUGCCGGGAUGAUGAUUGGCCGCCCCGCCGUCGAUCCCGCCACCGGGGUUUAUGUCCAGCCGCCCUCCCAGGCAUGGCAGUCCGUCUGGCAGUCCGCUGCCGAGGACGCUUCCUAUGGCACCGGCCCCGCCGGUGCCCAGCGGAGCCUUGAUGGCCAGAGUUGAGUGACAUCGAUGCCGAAGAUGGACUGUCAGGAGUUAUGAAGAUUCUGAACUUGCUGCAAUUUAGAAAUGGUUUUGUUUACUAAAUUUUUAUGGGAUGACACUGUGAACCUGUUAACUCGAUGAACAGCAUGAUUUAACUACUUUUGUACAAAAAUUUAAAACUAAACACUGAUCCUUCUGUGUGAAACAUGUAUGAUCAUCUGCCAAUACUGUUUAUUUCCUCAUAAGUCAUGAUACCACUCAUAUACUUUGCUAUGUGCUUCGAUUCAUAGUAUUUGAUAUCCGGUAUCUGAUA
This is a messenger RNA of Glycine soja, 1088 nucleotides long. RefSeq names its product nuclear transcription factor Y subunit C-1-like. NCBI's taxonomy places the organism in Eukaryota, Viridiplantae, Streptophyta, Magnoliopsida, Fabales, Fabaceae. Bases 104 to 793 code for a protein of 229 amino acids. Gene Ontology annotation, biological process: regulation of DNA-templated transcription. Gene Ontology annotation, cellular component: nucleus. The transcript is spliced from 2 exons. Gene Ontology annotation, molecular function: DNA binding; DNA-binding transcription activator activity, RNA polymerase II-specific; protein heterodimerization activity. The record is from RefSeq and is a predicted model, not a curated record.